UUACCCUGUACUACAUAUACAUGUACAUCAGAGGUGGGUGAUAUACCGAUAUUUAUGUUUAUAACCAGUAUACCGUGAUAACCGUUAUCAUACCGUUAUUAAAAAAUAACAUCGAUAUACCGUAUAUACGGUAUUCCCGUAUACGGAUUAGUAAAUUUCUGUAUACUCACCACGUGUAAUAAUAAUUAAUUAAUAAUAGUAAUAAAAUGGCGGCCAGUUGUGAAGGGGAAAGCGAAGAAAGAGAUGGAGCAGAAGAUAUUCAAGAUAUAGCAAGUACUGGACUGGUUUCUAAACGAAACACUACAUCUUUUGUUUGGCAAUACUUCGGUUUUAGACCAGAUGACUCUGGACGACCUAGAGAAGAAGACCGACCUAUCUGUAAGAUUUGUUCUAAAAUAGUCAUUAGUAAAGGUGGUAACACAUCAAAUCUACUGUCGCACAUUCGUAUUAAGCACCCAGAAGAGUACCAGAGACUAAAAGAGGAGAAGAAGGUUAAAGAAAAGAAGAAAGAAACGGGCCAAAAUAUGACAAUUGUCGAAGCACUAGGUAAAUCAUCACUCUACUCAAGAAGCAGCAAGAAGUGGCAGCUAAUCACAGAUACAGUCACCUUUUGUUUAGCAAAAGAUAGCUUACCUUUGAACUUAGUGGAAAAACCUGGUUUUCAGAAGAUGAUAAGAAAUUUGGAUCCAAAAUACGACUUACCUAGUCGGAAGUAUUUUUCAAACAUUGCUAUCCCCAAAAUGUAUGGUCAAUUGAAAGAUACUGUCACUAAAGAUCUGGAAAAUAUUCACCAUUUCUCUUGCACAUCUGACCUUUGGUCAAGUGCAACAAUGGAGCCAUACAUUAGUCUAACUGUUCACUUUGUUACAGACCAGUUUGAGUUCAAAAGCAGAUGUCUACAAACGCUCUUUUGUCCUGAUGAUCAUACGGGGGAAAACGUAGCUUUAGCAUUAACUGAGUCAUUUAAAGAAUGGAAUUUAAGUCCGGACCGUCUGUCAUGCUGUAUUACUGACAAUGGGUCUAAUUUUGUUAAAGCCACCACUAUUCUCAAUUGGCCUCGUCUGUCGUGUUUCUCACAUAAUUUACAUCUAGCUAUUACGAACACCACCAAAGACGACACCCGUGUUUCUCGGAUUCUCGCACUCAGUAGAAAAAUAGUCGGUAGUUUCUCACAUAGUUGGAAGAAAAAGAGAGAUUUACGCAAAGCACAAGUGGAUCAUAAUCUACCAGAGCAUUCUCUUAUCAAUGACUGUGAUACACGCUGGGGGUCUCAGCAGCGAAUGAUUGGUCGAAUCCUUGAACAAGAGAAGGCAGUUCGUCAAGUGCUUGGUUCUGACCGUAAAACGACGCAUCUCAUUCCCAACUGGCAGGACCUUGAUGUCAUGGAGUCACUCGAUAAAGUCCUCUCUCCUUUGGCAGAAUUCACUAACAUCUUAUCAUCAGAGAAACUAGUAACUAUAUCAUCACUAAAACCUCUCCUUCAUCAUCUCAAGACAGAAGUUCUUAUCUGGAAGGAAAACGAUACUGACCUUACUGUUACCUUAAAGCAAAAAAUCCUUUCAUCACUUUUGAGUCGCUAUUCUUCUUCAGAGAUUAAUGAUUUACUAGACAAGGCUACAUUCAUAGACCCACGUUUUCGACUUGAAUAUGUAGCAGAUGAUCACGUAGCAACAAUAAAGGAGUCUAUUUUACAAGAAGCAGUGGAACUUACCAGUUCUGAAACGUCUGAUGUUGCCCCUUUACUUGAAUCUCCUGAACAACCUGAACCAUCUACUAAAAAAAGGAAGUUGGGGCAAAUUUUAAAAAAGAAAGGAGUAACUUCUGGAGAUGGCCCUCUUUCUACUAGAGACAAGGCUGAAAGAGAGAUUGAACAAUACCUAGUUUGUCCUAAGAUAGAUACAGAGGAUGACCCUCUAGUCUGGUGGCUACAAUAUUCGUCAUCUUACCCAUUACUUUCUAAGGUUGCAAAGAAGUACUUUAGCAUCUGUGCCACCAGCGAGGCAUCUGAAAGACUAUUUAGCGUCUCGGGGCACAUUGUAAAUUCCAAGAGAACGUGUCUUAAGCCGGAGAAGGUGAAUAUGCUUACAUUUUUGGCAAAGAAUUUAGACUGCUAACUUGCUAAG
This is a messenger RNA of Amphimedon queenslandica, 2123 nucleotides long. RefSeq names its product zinc finger BED domain-containing protein 1-like. Gene Ontology annotation, molecular function: DNA binding; protein dimerization activity. The record is from RefSeq and is a predicted model, not a curated record. The transcript is spliced from 2 exons. NCBI's taxonomy places the organism in Eukaryota, Metazoa, Porifera, Demospongiae, Haplosclerida, Niphatidae. Bases 207 to 2114 code for a protein of 635 amino acids.